This is a messenger RNA of Alosa alosa (allis shad), 2331 nucleotides long. RefSeq names its product histamine receptor H2a (gene hrh2a). The coding region runs from base 600 to 1883 and encodes 427 amino acids. Lineage: Eukaryota; Metazoa; Chordata; Actinopteri; Clupeiformes; Clupeidae. Gene Ontology annotation, molecular function: G protein-coupled receptor activity. The transcript has 4 exons. Gene Ontology annotation, biological process: adenylate cyclase-activating adrenergic receptor signaling pathway. The record is from RefSeq and is a predicted model, not a curated record. Gene Ontology annotation, cellular component: membrane.
GAGAGAGAGCAGGGCAGGAGAGAGGAGAGAGGGCAUCUAAGGUUCGACUGGUGCAGUGAGAGUCCAUCACCAGAAGAGGGAGCCCCACUCCAAUCUUUCAGCCAGGAGAGGAUGUCCCCAGCACCCACUGGCUCUGUGUGAGACUCUUUCCAAGUCAUGGCGGCUACAUUAUAGUCCACUCAUCACUAAAAAGACAGGACAGUGUCCGACAGACACAAACCCAGUGCAAGCUCUUUAAACACCUGAUCAUGUAGGCUGUCCUGCUGUUGGCUGGAGGAUGGGCAACAGUAUUCCAUUCCUUCUUCUGACCUGCAGAGAGGAAAUAUAAAAGUGUAACUCCUCCACACGUGAAAAGGACAAGCGAACAAAUCCAACACUUCCACGAGUCCUCUCGAUAUUUACAGUAUGACUCUCUCCUCUGAUCUCUGAACACUCACACCUUAAAGACACACAUACUGUAUAUACUCAUGCGAAUACACAUACAAAUGCAAACAUAUAAGUGAAUCAUAAAGGUACACACACACACAAAAAAACACACACACACACACACACAAACACACACACACGCACACACUUCCUCACUCCUGUGUCCCAGAAGCAUGCUAACCCUCAUCCUGCUGGGCACAGUCCUGGCCCUGCUCAUUGUGCUGACCGUGUGUGGCAACGUGCUGGUGUGCCUGGCCGUGUGCACCACGCGCCGCCUCCGCUGCGUCACCAACUGCUUCAUCGUCUCGCUGGCCGUCACCGACCUGCUGCUGGGUGCGCUGGUGCUCCCGUUCUCCGCGCUGCUGGAGGUGCGUCAGGGCGCCUGGCCGCUGGGCGCCGCCUUCUGCAACGUCUACAUCUCGUUGGACGUCAUGCUGAGCACGGCGUCCAUCCUCAACCUGCUGGCCAUCAGCAUGGACCGCUACCUGGCCGUGACGGCGCCGCUGCGCUACGCGGCUCUCCUGAGGCCGGCGCGCGUCGGCGUGGCGCUGGCCCUCAUCUGGCUGGUCUCCGUGUGCCUCUCCUUCGUGCCCAUCCACAUGGGCUGGAACACGAGGGACGGCACCGUCCAGAACGUGGGCGCGGCGGACGCCGACGCCGACGCCGCGAGCGCCGGCACGUGCAAGUUCGACCUGAACGCCACGUACGCCGUGGUGGACGCGCUGUUCACCUUCUACCUGCCGCUGCUGGCCAUGUGCUGGAGCUACUGCCGCGUGUUCCGCAUCGCGCGGGCGCAGGCGCGCCGCAUAGUGGCCACGCGACGCGCCGGAGGCUGCAGCAGUACACCGGCCGGCCACUGGGGGGUGCUGGCGGUGGCCGUGCGCGAGAACAAGGCCACGGUGACGCUGGCGGUGGUGGUGGGCGCGUUCAUCGUCUGCUGGACGCCGUACUUCACCUACUUCACCGUCAUGGGCCUGCUGCAGAAGGACAUGCGCGACACGGCCUACUCGGUGGUGCUGUGGCUCGGCUACACCAACUCGGCGCUCAACCCCUUCCUGUACGCCGCGCUCAACCGAGACUUCCGCUCGGCCUACGGGCGGCUCCUGCACUGCCCGAGGCUCAAGCCUGUGCAGCUGGACUCGAACGUGGGAGCAGGAGAAGAGAGAAGCUGGGAGGAUGGGCCAGUGACUGGACUCAAGCAUUGCUUCAGCAGGGCAGGAUCCGUGCCCGGAGCUAUGGUCAUGAUGCAGAAUUUGAAUGGGAGCGACGGGCCAUCCCUGGGUAAUGGCAAUCCACUGAUGAUGGACACAGAGGUCACUGACGGCAAUAACACAUUAAGCUUGACGCCCGGCCAUUGGACCAGGUCCACAUCUUCACCCGGCCACCCGGAGGGUGACACCAAGCAAGACAAGUGCUUGAGAUGGCUGGCAGAACCCCCACAGGGGCAGAGAGGUUGAGGACCAGAACGUUCUGUCCAGCCAGCUGCUCAACCAAUCACUGGCGGUGUCGCACAGGGACAACAGAGGACAUGCUGUGCAGAGGGUCAAGGAAAUGUUCAAGCCAUAAAGCAAUCAGCAGCAACUAAGCUUUCCCCUCAAAUGACAUUCCUACUUGUGUUAUCACUUGAACUCAAACGAGCCGUGUUGUACAACCCCUUGAAUUCUUUUUUCCAUGAGUGGCUCUUGUCUCAAACACUGUGAUAAUGAACCUUUGCCUUAUUCAGGACAGGUGUGUUGAAUUUGACCAUGCACCCCAUCUGCCCCCUACUGGUCAAAAUCUUUUUUUUUUUUUUUUUAAUUAUGAGAAGGAAGAAGAAACAAAAUGGCAGCUUGCUUGCAGUAUAGUUGUGGGGUGCACGAGGACAGUAUUAAAUAUAAUUUCUAUCAAAAAUCGAAUAGCAAUGAG